GUUCCCUCUUCCAUCCAAGAUUACGUUUCAAGCGGACGAACUCCGAAGGUCGAAUUAGAGAUCUCUUUCAACGUCCGCUUACCACAGGAUUGGUACCAUGCUGCACUCAUUCAAGUAAAGAGAGAACCAUCAACCAUGGUCGAUUUAAGGUUCUCAAACUGAACAUUUCUGCGUUCCAACCCCAAAGAAUUUUCCUCAACGGUCAUCCAAUGAAUCAACGCAGUUGCAGCCUUGAAAAAUGCGAAACUGCAUCAAAACAUCCAACAAGCGACCCUCCUAUUUCAUGCCGAGAGGUCAGGCGAAAAAUAGAAGAAUGGGGAAGUGCGAAAGUCCGACCGAAGUCCCGUCCGAGCCUCGGUUCAGCACACGCAGGCACACAGAACAGGGCUCAGCUUUCCGCUUGUGCGCGCGGGACCCUUCAAUUAGCCAACACAAACAUUCAAACAUUCCUCCUCCAACACCACCAAUCUUUCCAGAGAUUCUUUUCUGAUUCGUCCUUUUUUUUUGAUCUCCUGUCGUCGUCAUGUCUUCCGGUACCACUCCAGGUGCGAAGAUCAAUCAGAAACUUGAUGUUCUCCCACCGGUCAUCGCGGACAAGCUACCCCACGUUCCCGAGUCCAAAGCCGAAUUGAAGGAAGAUGCAAAAGUCGCGGGCCAAAACUCCCUCCAGGGACUGAGGAGCCUGGUAGCUGGAGGCUUUGGAGGGGUAUGUGCUGUAGUUGUUGGACAUCCAUUUGAUUUGGUCAAAGUCCGUCUGCAGACCUCGGAGAAAGGUGUCUACAGCGGGGCAAUGGAUGCAGCAAGAAAAGGUAUCGCGAGAGAUGGUCUAAGAAGAGGGUUGUAUGCUGGUGUUAGUGCGCCUUUGGUGGGAGUGACUCCUAUGUGUAAGUUUCUCUCUUAUUGUCCUUAUCGCUUGCGCUCAGGAUUUGGUUACUGACAUAAAAUACACAGUCGCCGUCUCAUUCUGGGGAUACGACGUCGGAAAAGGCCUCGUCCGUCAAUUUUCUACCGCUCACAACGAUCAGCUCUCAAUAGCGCAAGUCUCAGCCGCUGGUUUCUUCUCCGCCAUCCCCAUGACCGCUAUCACCGCCCCCUUCGAGCGAGUAAAGGUUCUUCUCCAAGUCCAAGGGCAAAAGACAUUAGCACCAGGCGAGAAACCAAAAUACAGCGGUGGAGUAGACGUCGUACGUCAAUUAUACAAAGAAGGAGGUUUCCGUUCGGUAUUCCGUGGUUCAACUGCGACUUUGGCUAGAGAUGGUCCUGGUUCAGCCGCAUAUUUCGCAACUUACGAGUACAUCAAAAGACGACUUACACCCGUGGACCCGGUGACUGGGAAAGCGAGUGGGGAUUUGAGUCUUACUGCCAUUACAUGCGCAGGUGCAGCUGCUGGUGUAGCUAUGUGGAUCCCAGUUUUCCCAGUCGAUACCGUCAAGAGCAGACUGCAAACCAUGGAGGGGAAGCCAACCGUGGGUGGUAUCAUCAGCUCUCUAUAUAAAGCUGGCGGAUAUAAGGCCUUCUUCCCUGGAUUUGGACCAGCAAUCGCAAGAGCUAUCCCAGCUAACGCUGCGACGUUCUUGGGUGUUGAACUGGCACAUCAAUUCAUGAAUAAGACAUUUGGAUGAGGAGAACGCGGAUAGAUAACGCAACAGCAUCACGGACAGGCGAAUCUGGACCGGCAAAUGGUGGGAACGUGUAUGAUUUAGGGUAUUUGCAUUAUAGCGCAAGGAAAGCAUGCAUCUUUGAAAGAAUCGUGGGCAUCCAUAGCUAGUUAUCAUAGAACUUUUACACACACAAACGCACUAGUUCCCC
Messenger RNA from Hymenoscyphus albidus, 1809 nucleotides. The record is from the annotation of a GenBank genome assembly. NCBI's taxonomy places the organism in Eukaryota, Fungi, Ascomycota, Leotiomycetes, Helotiales, Helotiaceae.